Molecule: messenger RNA, 1103 nt
Organism: Columba livia (rock pigeon)
Lineage: Eukaryota; Metazoa; Chordata; Aves; Columbiformes; Columbidae
Gene: TNNI1
Product: troponin I1, slow skeletal type
Exons: 8
Biological process (GO): skeletal muscle contraction; cardiac muscle contraction
Cellular component (GO): troponin complex
Source: RefSeq, a predicted model, not a curated record
UCUGUCUCUCCCGAGAUGGAUUUUGGCCCCACCGCCUUUGCCAUUGUCCACAGGGAGCUGCGGGACGGGACUCCCCGAGCCAACACAACCCAAGGCGCCCCAUUUGUUGUGCUCUUCCCAGCCACGCUUGCCCCCGGCUGGGGUGAACAGUGUAACACCGCGAUGCCGGAGCCGUAAAGAAAAUCCAAGAUCACAGCCUCACGCAAACUCUUGUUGAAGAGUUUGAUGCUGGCAAAAGCAAAGGAGGAGUGGGAGCAGGAGAUCGUGGACAAGCAAGCGGAGAAGGAAAGAUACUUGGCUGAGCGGGUCACACCGCUGCACACCAAUGGCCUUUCCUUGAGCCAGCUCCAGGACCUGUGCAGGGAGCUGCAUGAGAAGGUUGAAAUUGUGGAUGAAGAGAGAUACGACAUUGAAGCAAAAUGCAACCAUAACACUCGGGAGAUUAAGGAUCUGAAAAUCAAGGUGCUUGAUCUGAGAGGAAAGUUCAAACGCCCUCCGCUGCGGCGAGUCCGCGUCUCUGCUGAUGCUAUGCUGAGGGCUCUGCUGGGCUCCAAGCACAAGGUCUCCAUGGACCUGAGAGCCAACCUGAAGUCUGUCAAGAAGGAGGACACAGAGAAGGAGCGCCCCGUAGAAGUGGGCGACUGGCGCAAGAAUGUGGAGGCCAUGUCAGGGAUGGAGGGGAGAAAGAAGAUGUUCGAUGCUGCCAAGUCCCCAACCGGCCAGUGAAAGGACCAUGGGGACGAAGAGCCACCCCCCCCCGCUGCCUCCCUGUUCCUGGCUGUCCCUUGUGUGCUUUGCCUCUCACCCUGAAUUCACCACCGAGAUGAAACAUAUGGACGACUGUGUGGGAAGGAGAUCCAAGCUUCUUUCUGUCAGCUCUGCCACCAGCCCUGCUCCUGCACUGCCCCAGCACAGUGGCCCCCCGGUGUCACCUGAACAGGCCAGACUGUCUCCAGGAGGCCACCGUCCAGCUGUCCCCUCCUGCCACUGCACAGAGACCCCGGGGGCAGCUGCUGGUCCCCCCUCUUCCCCAUUCCCUGGCGGGUGCAGCCUGAGAUGUACCCGCGCGGCUGCAUGUGUAUUAAAGGACGGUGUCCCGGGCA